This is a messenger RNA of Malassezia japonica, 2319 nucleotides long. RefSeq lists its product as uncharacterized. NCBI's taxonomy places the organism in Eukaryota, Fungi, Basidiomycota, Malasseziomycetes, Malasseziales, Malasseziaceae. The coding region runs from base 1 to 2319 and encodes 772 amino acids. Gene Ontology annotation, molecular function: ATP binding; ATP hydrolysis activity; 3'-5'-RNA exonuclease activity. The record is from RefSeq and is a predicted model, not a curated record. The transcript is spliced from 4 exons.
AUGUUUCGGCUGCUGGCCGUGCGUGGUGCGCGGCUUCAUACGUCUGCACGGCGGGCGACGCGUGCGCCGCUCUUUGAAAUUACCAAUGUGACGAUUCCUGGGAUGCAGAGCGUCGUUGGGCGCGACACCCCCGGCCUCUCGUGGACGAUUCGCGACGAGGGCCGCGACGAGUGCUGGGCGAUUGUCGGCCCCUCUGGCGAGGCCGGCGGUGCAGUGCGCCGGUCCUUGUGUGCGCUGCUGCUGGGCGACGCACGCGCGCGGUAUGCGGACGAUGCGAGCUCGCUGCAUCCCCCUGUGCACCGAUUUCUGGCGGACGAAGCGCCGCAGCAAGCCAUUGCACACGUCGCGUUUGGCACACGCACCUCGUCCGGCGGCGAAUUUGUGGACUAUUCGACGCGCUACGGCUCGAUCCGUGGCGAGGACCGCGUGACGCUUCUCGAGAGUCUGUUGGAGUCGGUCGGCGUAUACAUAGGCACGGUUGCGCAGCAGCACAUGCGCCCCGACCCCCUUGCCCCCGCAGGCUCCGAGUCGGCCUCUGGCCUUGGCGUGCUCAAGUGGCCGUCCGAGGCGGCGAAGAAGGAGGCGGUCAAUGCCGCGCACGCUGCGCUCGAGCGCAUCCGCACCUCUGCGCCCCUCUUGCGCAUCGACGAGACGCUGCUGCAGCGCCCUGUCGUGGCGCUGUCCAACGGCCAGACGCGGCGUGCGCGCAUCCUUCGUGCUCUUAUCUCGGGUGCGCAAAUGGUCGUGCUUGACGAGCCUUUUACUGGCCUCGACCCCCCGACGCGCGCCAAAGUCGCGUCGCUCUUUUCCGAGGUGCACGCGAAGCGCAUGCCGCGCAUCUGCCUCGUGCUGCGUGAGCAAGACGAGAUCCCCUCGUUUGUGACGCACCUCUUGCGUGUCGACGACGAAGGGCGCGUGGCGCUCGGGCCGGUCGCGUCGGUCGACGCUCCCCCGCCGACGGCCUACGCCCCGGGUGGCUACGACCUGGUGCUCGCGAACAACGCGGCGGGCCUCGGUGUCGGCGACGCGGCGCAAGCGCCGCUUGUCGCGAUGCACGACGUGUCGAUUGCGUACGGCGGCGAGCCGGUCCUGCGGAACGUCUCGCUGACGUUGUGCCCCGGCGCGCGUCUCGUGCUAGUCGGCGACAAUGGCAGCGGCAAAACGACGCUGCUUUCGUUGCUGCUGGGCGACAAUCCACGCUCGUACGCGCUCGACGCGUCGCAGCUUGCGCUCUUUGGUGCGGCGCGCGAUGCACCGAGCAAUGCGCACGUCCUGCUGCAGAAACGCAUGGGGCACCUGUCGCCCGAGCUGUACAAUGCCUUCCCCCGCAAGAGUCUCGAGGCGGGCGGCCUGACGGUCGCCGAGGCGGUCGCGAGUGGCUUUGACGGCAUCUUUACGCGGCGCCCGAUUACGGACGAGCGAAAAGAGCGUGUGUAUACCCUGCUAUCUCUGUUUGCCGACGUGCUUGUGCCCGCUGCGCGGAACGAGCAGAGCACGCCGUUUGCAAACGUCGAGGCGCUGGCCGAGGCGUCGUUCGCGUCCCUGACACACGGCUCGCAGGCCCUGUGCCUGCUGCUUCGUGCGAUUGUGCACCGCCCCCCAUUCCUUGUGCUCGACGAGCCCUUCCAAGGGAUGAGCACGCGCCAGGCCGCGCGCGCACGCGAGUUCCUUGACGCCGGCCUCGCGCCGUCGUCCGACGCGUGGUGGCUCGCCGGCAUGAGCGAAAGCGAGCAAGCGACCGACACUGCGUGGCGCCAGCGCCUUGCACUCGUCACUGUGAGCCACUACGAGUCCGAGUGGCUGCGUACGUGCGGCCGGCUGCUGCGCCUCCGGCAAGGCGCACGGACCGACCCGAUCCCGAUCUGCAUGACCUCUACGAUCCCUCCGCCGGCGCCCUCGCGCGUGCUUUCGGCAGAGGAUGGCCCGCUGGUGUGGAUCGACUGCGAAAUGACCGGCUUGGAUGCGCGCAAAGAGCGCCUGCUCGAGGUCGCGUGCAUCAUUACCGACAAGGACCUCGUGCCGGUCGACGCCGGGGUGACGUACGUGAUUCAGACGCCGCGCGGCGUGCUCAGCGGCAUGGACGAGUGGUGCACGACGACGCACAAGGCCACGGGCCUUACGGACGCGUGCCUUGCGCCCGAUGCACCCAGCCAUACCGCGGUGCGCACGGCGAUCCUGGCCUAUGUGCUCGACCGCGUGCCCGACGUGCGCGCCGCGUGCCUGGCCGGGAGCACGGUGCACGCGGACAAGACCUUUUUGGUGAACGAGAUGCCCGAGCUGGUCGAGCACCUGCACUACCGCAUUGUCGAUUCGUGCUGA